Molecule: messenger RNA, 14669 nt
Organism: Aquila chrysaetos chrysaetos
Lineage: Eukaryota; Metazoa; Chordata; Aves; Accipitriformes; Accipitridae
Gene: GPR21
Product: G protein-coupled receptor 21
Exons: 2
Coding region: 3570-4616 (348 amino acids)
Biological process (GO): G protein-coupled receptor signaling pathway
Cellular component (GO): membrane
Molecular function (GO): G protein-coupled receptor activity
Source: RefSeq, a predicted model, not a curated record
UGAAAGCCAGCCCAGUGAAUUAAGGUCAUGUCCCUACUGGGGACAGAAAGCAAACUCUAGGUAAAACGAUCUAGACAAUCCCUUUGAGAGGCAUCUGUUCCUGGUAGGACUUUGGCAAUCAUGGUUAUGGCUGUUAAUCUUCAAGCUUCCAGCCACUGAAAGGUAGAAAAACAGACAUCGGGACUUGCUCCAGGUAUUAAUGGACACCUGCAGGAAAAAUACUUCAUGUUUUUGACAGUGAUAGGUGGAUGGAAAGUAUUGUUGAGUAGAAAACUUGUAAAGUGAGCCACAGAGGUUAAAAAAAAAAAAAUCAUGAUACAAAGCAAAAUAGACAAUAGCCACUUUUCAGACAAGGUUUUUAAAAAGUAUUAAUGCAAUUACUGAAUCUCUCAGAUCGGUAGCGAUUUCUCAGUGGAGAAAUACUUCAUAAUACCAAAAUUUUAAGAACCUGACAUUUACAGUAUUCAGAAAAAAAUAAGGAUAUAGGUCUGUGUGGGAGGAAAUAAUGUCGAAAGGAAAAAACCGUGAACUGUUGUACCAGAUAAAUACACUAUAUUAAGAAAAUUACAAUGUGAGAGGGACAUCUUGUGGCACAAAUAAAAUAAAAUAAAAAUAAUCCAGUGGCAGAAGGAGUAUCCUGGGAUGUUACCCUGGGGUCACCGUUUCUGGUAGAAAUUGUAGACCUGGUAAGAGAUUAAUUUGUUCCAGUUCUUCUUAUAGCAGGACACUUGUUACCUAUUUUCUCAUCUUCCCACUUUUUUGUCUCCAUGAGCAGAGGAUUACAGUACAGAGAAGUUCUACCAAAUCUAUUCAUCUGUCUUGGUGCAAAUGAUACUAGUUUCUAAUGAAGAAAUAGAUUAAAAUGUCACUACCAUUAUUUGACUGAAUGUGUUGCUUCAUCAGUGGCAUAAAAUGUAACAGUAUUUUAGCUGUGGGUGGUUAACACUUAUUUUCCACUUGUAUCACAAUGACAUUUCCAUAUGUUCAUAUAAAUUAAGAAGAAUACAUUUAAUUUUCAGGAGUACAAAGGGCCACGAUUGUGUACGAUUAACUGAAAUUAAACCGAACUUACGUCUGUGAACCACGGUAUAAGAAGUAUGACGUAGCCUUGCUGUCAGUCUGUUUGAACCUCUACAUCCCUUGUUUGAUUAGUUUUGAUCACAUGGUGAUAAAAGUUUAAUUAUCUUUUACAAGCAGUAGUUUUCCCAAGAGUUCUCGUUGUAACUUUGAAUGAUUUCUUGAAUACCUUUUAAUAGUCUUAGAUGAGGUUGCAUUGUCUCAUAGUAUAGAGUGGGAGAAGUCUCUAUAAUACAGAAAUAUUUUCAAUCUCUCACAGACCUCAGCCAUCUGAACCACAUGUUUUAAUGUCCUUUAGAAGUGGUUCUUCUUGGUAGGCUGGUUGUGCUCUUGGCCAGAGAGCUGGGGUAGCAGGCAGGUGUAUCUCCAGCCCACUUACCUUCCAGUUGCAGUUUACACCCUUUGUUGGCCACUUGGGUCUGGCUUCUGGUGCAGGGGUGCUUGAGAAUUAACUUGAGAUAUUGCUCAUUUGGGCUUGGGUGUUUUAAGCAAGCAGGAGUAAGUUGGCAUGAACUGUGAAUGGAGUUACUACUCUCGGCUUUGGGGAAACAACAGAAUGUCAGUUAAAGGAAAGAAACAAUGUCUCUCUUCUACAGAAAUACCUGUCAGCUGUACAGGAGUUAAGCUUGUACUUUUAAUAAAAAUCUAAACAUUGAGGAGUUUUUGAUUUGGCAGUGCAUCUUUUGUUUUGAAAUUUCAGCAACCAGAUGUUGUUUUGGUCAGUCUCACAAUUUCCAAUGCUACCUUGUUUUUAUAUAUCUGAGAUAUAUUUAAAGUUCAAUGUGUGUUGUUUUCUUGAGGAUGUUUAUAAUGUGUCUAUUUAUGCCUAAGGAUCCAGAAAUACUAUUUGAAUCAAUUGGUAUGUAAAUCAUUCUCUCCUUUGGAAAGAUAGGAGAUCAUUUCUCCAGCAGUAAUUCAAUCAUAGCUUGGUUUUUGUAUAACCACAAUGCCCUUGCCUAAAUUUAAUUCAAAGUUUAUGUUUCCUAGCUACAGUUCUAGUACUUCAAUUGCCAUGAGUAGAAAUGCCAUAAAUUACAACGAAAAUGAAGGACAAUAGUAAAGGGAUCUUGUUUGGGUUUAAGAUAGGGUGGGAAAAAACCAAGUUUUUGUUUUCAGGCUUUUGCACAAGACAGACUAAAAAUCUGCCAAGUCAUGCUGUUGUCCAGCACAGAUUUUUGACCAACACAAGCGUAUCGUAAAAUGUUUUUUUUCUACUUACAGGUCAGCUAAAAUCCCCAGUGUUGUAGCGUGAUUGCUUUGAGAUCUAGCCCUUUGGCUGCAAUUCAUUUUCAUUAGGCAUCUCACAGAAUAAUAAAUGUUUAGCUUAGGUUAACUGAAACCUUGGGUUCGUUGGUAUCACUUGAAUUCAGUGUGUAGACUUAACGUUUGUAAGGAUGCCAGUUGCACGCUUUCAUUUUUGACAAAAGGACUUUAGUUGCUGAAGAGCCUCACUCCAGACUCUUACUGGUCUGAUCAGUUCAAAGACCAAUUCCCGUAGCGUUGGGCCUGUCCUAAGCCGUGGCAGUGGAGCAGUCUGGUAUCCGGGUCAGAGAAUGAGCUUCCACAUACCACGGGAAUGUGUUUUCCAGCAUGUCAAGUGAGUAAAACGCUCUUGACAAACAACAAGAUACCAGUAUCCUGUUACGACAUCUUCGCCUUGUAUGCAUCCACGAGGAUUUUCUGGUUAAAUACGCGUGAUGGUAUUAGCUUAUGGUGUGAAUACAAGUUUAACUGCCGUGUUGUGAAUUUCUCGUGCGUUUGCUCUCUGGAAUGUCAUUGUGUUUUCUAGUUUGGUGUAGGUUGUCUCGGGGACUGUCAGGGAUAGCGAUGCCGUUGCGUUUUGUGUGUACGUAUGCAGGAGGUGCUUACUUAACCUGGAGCAACAUCUGGAUUAAUGGUGGGACAUGGUUCUCAGCUUUGCCCUUGGUUUCAAGUGUGACCUAAGCAACACAAACUACACCUAGGAAAGACAACGUUUAUUCCAGAAUAAGCAUUUCCCCCAAAGGGCUCGGAUGGAAAAAAGCCUUAACUGACGACCAGACGCUUGAAUUCACGUCCUUGCCCGGACGGUUGUCAUUCGCCGCUCGGAGAGGUGCUGAGAGGAGGAGCAGGGGCGUGCGCCUCCGGGAGGACUCUCGUCCUGACUCGGUGAAGGUUCCUUCUCCCCUCUUCCCCCAGCCCCUCAUCCCUCCUCGGCGAGGCAGCCCACCCAGGAGGGCUUGAAUAACAGCCCUCUCCCGUGUGCGUGUGUGAAGUUGCUGACAUGACUGCUGCUGGGUCCCGGUGCACCGGUAGCGGCGGGGAGCCGGAUUUAAAGGGGAAUUGUGCUGCAGACAAUGCACAGCAGCAGCAUCUGGAGCAGCCCCGGGGACCGGAGCUCCGGUUUUGACAUUGCUACACACACGGCACCAGCCGCAAUGACAGCAGCUGCCUGGAGUGGCUGCAGGCAGCAGGCAGGAGCAUGAAGUAGAGAGAUCACUGCAGUGCUCAAGAUGAACUCCUCUUUGGUUGGCAACCAGAGUGGCCGGCCGUUCUGUCUCCUGGCCAUUAGCUAUUUGGAGACCGUCAAUUUUUGCCUCCUGGAAGUGGUUGUUAUUGUGUUCCUCAUGGUGCUGAUUAUUUCGGGCAACAUUAUCGUGAUAUUUGUCUUUCACUGUGCACCUCUGCUGAACCACCACACCACCAGCUACUUUAUCCAGACUAUGGCGUAUGCUGACCUCCUGGUGGGUGUGAGCUGUCUGGUGCCUUCUUUGUCUCUGCUGCACUACCCUAUUGUUUUAAGUGAGUCCUUGGUUUGCCAAAUCUUUGGUUAUGUGGUGUCAGUGCUGAAGAGCGUCUCCAUGGCCUCUUUGGCAUGCAUUAGUAUCGACAGAUACAUUGCCAUCACGAAGCCGCUGACCUACAACACACUGGUUACCCCAUGGAGACUUCGAAUCUGCAUACUGAUCAUUUGGCUGUACUCCUGCCUGGUCUUCUUACCCUCCUUUCACUGGGGAAAGCCUGGAUAUCAUGGGGAUGUGUUUCAGUGGUGUGCCAAUUCCUGGAGCACCGAUCCCUAUUUUACCCUCUUCAUUGUGGUGAUGCUCUAUGCCCCGGCUGCUUUCAUCGUCUGUUUCACUUACUUCAACAUCUUCCGCAUCUGCCAGCAGCACACCAAGGAGAUCAACGAGAGGCGAGUGCGCUUCAGCUCGCAGGAUGGUGAGGCUGGGGAGGCACAGCCCUGCCCGGACAAGCGCUAUGCCAUGGUUCUUUUCCGCAUCACCAGUGUCUUCUACAUCCUCUGGUUGCCCUACAUAAUCUAUUUCCUGCUGGAGAGCUCCAAUGUCUAUAGUAACCGCGUUGCAUCCUUCUUGACCACUUGGCUUGCCAUUAGCAACAGUUUCUGCAACUGUGUCAUUUACAGUCUCUCCAACAGUGUCUUUCAGAAGGGACUUAAGCGUCUCUCUGGGGCUAUUUGUGCCUCUUGCGCUAGACAGAGGGUAGCUAAGGACUCCUCUACCUCUAGGAGUAAAAGAUCUUCCAAUGGAUGUCAUGUCUAAGACGCCUAUCAGCUGGACUGGAAAGUGCAGGGACAAUUCCGUAAAUUGCAAAAUAAGUUAAAUAUGAUUUUAAGAUGUCCAGAUUUGCAAAAAGGUUUCUGAGAAAUGCUGCUGACAUAGAAGAAUCAGGAGCACAUAUCAUUGUGGUUUCACUUUAAAAAAUUAUUGCUGUGGAGGAGGCUGUGGAGUUUCACCUCCAUAUUCAUUUUUAAGAAUAAAGCUGUAUCUUGACACUUACCUCUCCAGCUGGUGUGACUGAAUGGAGUGGGUGUCUGAGAGCUUCGGCAAAAUGUAGUCUUUCUUACAGCUUUACUAGGUUCUUUUGAGAUUCGUGCUUCACAUGUAAAUGAUAGAUCUGAAGUGGAAAUGUCACAGUAUAUGGUAUAUUACAGGGAUUUUUUAAUAUAUGCCAAAGUAUGUUGACACAAUGUUCCAGCUUCAUAACAGAAGGGGCCAAACAAUUUGUUUUUCAGUGCUACCUAGACAGGACUUUUAGAACAGUAGUGAACAAUGUGAACAUUUUAGUGUGAACUUAGAGUCUUAUUGAGCCAUGAGUGCAGCGAUGUGAUCUGAACAGUCAUAUGCUUAGGAGGACUGAUCUGGCUUCCGUGCCCCCUUUCUCUGGUAGGAUGUAUGUGUGCGAUCAGAGUACGGCAUCUGCAUUUUCCUGUUUGUUGUGAAGUAAGAAGAAAAACUUGGAUCAGACCAAAUUUAGCAGUUAAAUAAAACGUGUUUUGAUAAGCUAAGAGAAAAUACAUGUCACUUUAUGAUACUAGAGUUGGGGCAGCCACUCGAGGAUGAUGCCAACAUGUGAAAAUUAUUCUCAAACCAGUGGAGAAAUGCCAUGGUUUUGUAUGUGGAAAUUUUCUCAAGAACAACUUUAAAAAUAACAUGUUGUUCCCCCCCCUUUUUUUUUUUUAAUCUAAAUUCUUCUGAUAUUUUACAUACUAGAACUUAAGGGGAAAGGAAAGAAAACAAUUGCCUUCUAAACAGCUAAGGGAACUAUGUUGUAAAUUUAACUGUAGUAUUUGAGUUAUUCAUAAGUGCACAGAGCUAAAUGAGAGACAUUUUUCUUUAGCCUUCAUGGGAUUAAAGAUGGUUCGAAUAUAGCAGGAGCUAAAUCCUGUUGGCAAACGCGUAUCUAACUGGUCAAAGUCAGUAUCUGAGAAACAAAAUCUCAUUGACCACAGCUUUUUCAAGCUAGCUUAGAUAAAAAAUUUUUGAGAACUGUAAUGCUGUUAAGAAGGCAGUAUGGCCCUCAAAUUGAUUAGUUUUUCCUGGAGAAUAUCCUUGUCUUUUUACUGAUGCCAUAUUGGAAAAUGAAAGUGAACCAAGUAUUCCUGUAAUAAUGGAUUACAGUCUGCAUGGUCUUAUCUCACCCUAUCCCUGGUACAGGGAUAUCCCCCCUGCCACACCUCUGGUCUGAGAGCAGGUUAUACACCGUGACAGUCUGCAGUUCGCUUCCUUCAUUGUGCUUCCAGUCGGUGCGUUGGACUGCUGUGAGCCUGGGGAAUUCUGUGAGCUCGUGUGUUAUAGUUGGUGUGUACUGUUAGUCAUAGUGGGAAUGAAAACCUAGUAGGGAAAAGUAAUCUGAGUUUUUUUUAGGAUUGGGGUAAUUCUGUUGGCCAAAGGGAAGACUCUGUAUUUUUGUUCAAUGGUUCCAGGUCUGCUGUUGUGAUAGAUCAAGACCAUGCUCUAUUUAGUACUCUACCUUGUCCCUCCCGCAAGCAUACACAUACCCUCCCCUCUGGUCUGCUGUGAGCCCCAGCCUCUUAUCUUCCGUGCUUUGCUCUGGAGGAUAACAGUUUGUGUCUCUGUCCUGUCGCGUGAGACGAUUGCUAUGGACCAUCCUGCUUGCUGCCCAUCCACGUUAACUCCGGUACAGUCUUGUGAGGCUGCCAGUGAGGAAACAGCGAAGAAAAGAGAGAGCAGCAGGAUGAAGCACUCCUGGCAUGGCUUGUACUUGUCAGCACUCACGGAUGAUAGACAUGAGUUCCUCUUACAGAUAUGUGCGUAUACCUGUUCCUGGGGAGGACGGGGCAGAACCCCCUGCUAUUGCUGCCUAGUUUUGGUUUGAGAGCCCUGUUACAAAGCGCAUUUAAGUCGUAUCUUGGUCUGCUUUCAACUUAUUUCAUCCAUAGUCCAAACCUCUCAAGAUAAACUUCCUCCUUAGUUCAUCUGAAAUUUUAAGAACAAAGGUUGUUUAAACCCUGAUGCCUUCACAACAUUUCUUGUUAUCUUUUGUAAUAAGACCAUGUCUAGAGCCAGGGCUUGCGCUGCGAUCCUUUACAGAAAGGAUAGAGGUGAUUUGUUCUGCAGAGCUCUUGCAGUCUGAAUUUUGGUUAGAGGCACAGACAGCUGUGGGGGGAGCGAAGUGUAAGGGUGUAGCAAGUCAUUUAUAAAUGGUAUAAUAAGCUCACAGCACAUCAGCUGGCUAAUUGUUCUCAAGUGUUUUGUAGGUAUUAUGGCAAAGGUGGGCUUUGGGAACAAUUUAAGGGCUUUAGUCACCAAUAUCAAAGUGUGUGUGUGUGAUAUUUUUGGAACAGCCUCUCAGGUAAAUUCCCAAUAGCUUUUCUCUGACUCUUCACCUUAUCUAACAUUUCCAAGUCUUUGAAGUGACGCAAUCUAUCAUUGAAAUAGCAUUUGGUUAAAUUUAUUAGAAGAAAAGAAUCUGCUAGGUCCUAAAACCCCCAAAAUGGCAGUUUCAGGUUUAAGUGGAAGCUGGAGAGCAAAGACUGCUUCCCACCCCACCCCCCCCCCCACCCCGCCAUGGCAUGGAUAGAGGGUUUAAAUAGGAGCAUUGUGUGCUAGUUUUUGAGAAUAUGGAAAAUUUUUAAAAGUGUUAAGGGGUCUACAUCAUGGCAUAGAGAUUUAACUCGAGAUGAAGCAGUUGCUACUUCAGCUAUAAGCCUAGAAUUGUACUUAAAGUGUAGUGGUUGUUACAGAUGCAGAUGCAUGCUUGCAGCUGUUGUUGCUUUGCAGCUAAGGUUCAGUUAUAACAUUCCUAACAGCCAGGCUUUUGUUCAGUUGCCUUACUCAUCUCAAAGUCUUCAUCAGCUCAGAUGAUUUUCGUGAGAGGUGAAAAUCAGAAUCUGGAAGUCUCCAAGAGAUGAGGACGGAGAGGAGCUGCAGCCAAUUGAUGCAUUCAAGUUUCAUCUGGUGUUUUUACAGACACUUUAAAAUGUUGCCUCAGUAGUUUAGUGUCAAAUAUUUCUUUUUUUAUCUGUGUUAAUUUAUUGAUUUUUUAAAAAAAUUUAAAUUACUUUUAUUCUCUAAUUUAAUGUUGAUCUAGGUUUGUAUGUGAUUAGAUUAGGUAUUCAUAAUGUUUGAGUCUGUUGUCUCCAGUGAAAUUGCAUGGAGGUGAAUCUUGUUCACCGUGUCAAUUGUGGAAGAAAUAAUUUUGAAAUGUAUUACCUUGUUUGCUCAGCAGUCCAUUUAACAUCCUUUGUCAUAUAGUUAAUGUGAGGCACAGUAGUCCUUUUCAUCACAAUCUGUGCUAUGAAUUGUUAGGCAGCAAACUUUCCAGUUGGAUCACUUUCAUCAUUGUACUUAUGAAACUGAUCCUUUUUUGGCUAUAUUUGUAUCCAAGUGUGCCUGGUGCUUUAGGAAUUGGUAUCAAGAGCAUUGCACAGAUAAAUGCCACACCAAGGAAAAUACAGAAAUCAAAUUACAUCUUCAUAAAAAUUGUGUGUUGUGAUACGAUUAAGUGAACUACUUUUGAAGUUCCAUCUCAGACUAUAAUUUUUAAUUUUUUUUUUUAUUAAGGUUAUCUGCCUCACUUUCAAAUAAAGCUGCUAGAAGGUUCAAUUUGCAGGAUGCAAUUCAGUGGCAUGUUUUUAGUACCUUGGGAAGGAUUUCUAUAUGUACAACUUCUCAGAAGGUGAUAAUUUGCUUCAUCUAGAACUCUUGAUUUUUUUAUUUUUUUUUUUAAAGUUUACUGGAAGUUUAGCUUGUGAUUAUUGUCAUUUUCCAAAUAGACUGAGAGAAGAGUCUGUGAAAUAUUAUUUUUUUUUUACAAUCUCCAAUCAAGUGGCAGUAUUUUUUAACUCAACAGAUACCUUUUGUGUGAAACAAAAGUUUUGCUGUUAUCUAUUGUUAUUUUUUUUUAAUUAAAUGUUACUAGUUUCUACAGUCUUUCUUUGCUGUUAGGGGUUUUGUACUUGUUUUUAAGCCUCUUAUCACUCAGAAAUUUGUUUCUGCUAGUUGGAAUUCUGACAUGGCUCAGCGUCAGAGUGCCAAGGGGCAGUCUUGAAUAUUUGUCACAAAUCUUUGACAAGAAGAAAGUGGUACAAAGUACCAAGGCACAGAGAAUCGCAAGAGUAGCACGAGGUUGCGCAAAGAGUCUUUCUUACAGCAGACUUAUAUGAGAAUUUCCAAAUUUCAGUCUCGUGCUGCAUCUUUAUGGCAUUGUUCCUUUCCUGCUUGUAUAAAGGUUUUACCUGUAAGAAGUCCUGAAUUUCAGCAGUUUGUCUCUUCUGAAAAAGGUACUUCCAAGGCCUGUAUGUGAUGUGAGAUGGAAACAUUCAGUAUGCAAAUUUAAUAAGCAGAUUUUUCAAUAUUUAUUGUGGCAUUACCAACUGCUGUGAUGAUAACAGAUGUACUGAACCUUCACGCGUCAGGAAGUCUGAAAUGUUUCAGUCUGAUCUUACUCCACAUCAGGGUUUGAAGCUGACAGAACUUCUAUUUCUAAUUCAGGUCGGUGCUUUAAAAAACAUGUUUUUUAGGAACUAAUAUCUGAGCAUAGGAGUCUAAAGGUAGACAUUACAAACAGAAGGCUCAUCUAAAAUUUUUUUUUUUAAAUCUCCUGUAGGUAAUUUUAAUUUGAGAAGAGGAGGUGGAAGAUUUGGAGGGCUUUUGUUGUUGUUUUAACACAUUUUUGGUUCUGGCUACUUGAAGCACCUGCCUAAAACAUUUGCCUGACCUGGCCCUUAUUUUGUUGUUUACUUUAGAAACCUUUUUCUUCCCUUCUAUGACUUUGCAGAAUAGGACGGCACAUCCUUUCUGUGGUGUCAUUCAAGAUAAACUUGGAUUUUACCUCACUACUAACACUAUCUGAAGUUGGCAAAGCACAUGUUUGUAACUGAUGUUCUGCUGAGAUCCAAGAGGUGUAAAGGCCUCCGUGGUUUUUAUACUUAAAUGGGGGAAGAGUAGCUGUCUUCCCUUAUGCAACUUAAAGGAAUGGACACUUCGCAAAUGCUGGGGUGGUUCUGUUGAGGCUUCCAGGAGGGGAGAGGCUGGGGCGUAACGGCGGUGGAGAAAUGCCCAAGCCGAGUCCAUUUGUUCUCCUGGUGAAGCUGUGCUUCUUCCCUGCUGUCUGAGCUGGCCUGUUUCUUUCAGUCUCUUUUCUGCUCUUCUCUUUCCGUUCCUGUUGUGGAAAUUCAGAGCUCUAGAGAACAUGGUUAACGUGGGGCUUUUUUUAUCUUUCAUAUUCUUUAUACUAUGAAUACUGUUUGUAUGUGGCUGUGGUCUCAGGUCAAUAUAUUAGAUCUGUUAGUCACUUUGGGACCCCUAAGACUUCAUAAUCGUGUGGGCUUGAAAUACAUUUGGCUGAGGUCAGGUUAGACCUUGGGAUAAGCCGCAGCUGGUCAGACCGCUGGGCCAUCAGGUUUUACAGACUGUCUCCAUCAAAGUAAACAGCCCUUCCUUUAGGAUGAUGGGAGAAUCCCCCAUUGUGAAAACAACCCAUUUUGCACUAGAAGAGAAGUGUUCUGACUUCUAGAGGCCAAUGUCUUAAAGCUUCUCAGUUGUAUUUCCCUUAUUGCCUGUGCAUUGCAGAGGUACUGCUUUGAAAGACAUUUCCUGCAGAUAAGCAAAGGCAGACAAUUUAAUAUUAAAACUAGGUAUGUAAAAUGUUUUGGGAAGAAGAUAGCUCUUCAAAAUGAAAAUUUAGUAUGUGUAAAACCAGAUGCAGUUGUAUUUAGAGAAACUGAAAGUUGUGGCCAGUGGAAACAAACAAAGGAAACCCACUGGACAGCUGUGCCUGUGCUGAUGGUAGGCUGUAAAUUGCAGUUCUGUCAAAACAAUGGAGUAUUUGAUUUGGGUCAUACUCUUUACAAUACAUUUUUUUAAAAGAUGGUGUUUAACCUUUUUGCUUUUGCUUUGCUGCACUCUGAAGGCAGCUCUCCUGAGCCUCGGGUCUCCCGCACCCGCAGCAAACAGAUUCCCUUCAGACCUGGAGCGGCGAUCCAGCCCCUCCGUUUCAGUGCAGGUAAAAUGCGAUAAUACCAAUUGGUGUCGUGGUUGACCAUCUGAGGUGUUCCAGCAAUAGGGAAAUAAUCUGAUGUGGUAUAGUUUGUUUAGUCAGCUUUUCAGGUUUUUUGUCUGUGACACAACGUUUUGCUUAUGGAGGCAGCUUUGCUGAUGGUUCUCUGCUAAAUAUGGAUUUCUGUCACCUUUCGGUUUUUAUUCCCAUUGCAGAGUUUAAAACAAGCCACAGUCUGCGUCUGCUCUGCAUGCAUUUAGUGGUGGUUGCAAAUGGAAGUGUUUGCGGAUUUUACCCGUAUCAUAUUUGCAUCUCUUGAGCUUUAGCAGCUAAUGAAAACGUUAAUUUAAGUUACGUUCCUAUAUCCUGAUCCAGGUUGUUUAUUUACAGCCUCUGGUGUACUUUAGCAAUCUGUCCAGUCAAAACUGAUUCUCUAGCUAGUGAAUUUGUUAUUACUUAAAUUGAGAAAGAGAAGUCAUUGAAGUAAUCUUUGUUUUGUCCUGAGGACAUUGGGGAGGAGUGUCACAAUCACUGAGAUGAUCAGAGGAGGUACAGGCUCUGCUCCGGGGAGAGACCAGGAGGCCAGGUCACUGCGGGACUGUUACCUGUACAUGGGUUGAUAACCAGGAGCUUUAUUUGCUAAGAAGUUUUUAGAAAUGCUGAGCGGGUGCACAUUGCUUUAGGUUAUAUUUAGAAUCUGGGUUUAGAUAGACAAACACGUUUUGAAGUUAGCAAUUGCUGCUUGUGUGGAGGAGCACUAGACCUGGGCAGUUCCUUUGCAUGAGACAGCGCCUGAGAUACAGCAUGAGGGUACCCGUGGGUGGUUAGGAAGAGGGAAGGGAGUCUGAACUUUUUGUUCCAGCUUCUUUCUUUUUAUGAAUUUUUAAGAUGAGGAUAGCAAUUUUGUAAUUCAAAGCUUUGGCUUCUCUCUGAUGGUCAUUACUGGAGAUCCUUUAAUUAAAAUGUUAAAUUCAAGUAGCUCCUUGUAAAGAUGAACUCAAAUUCUGCUGUGCAUAUGUGAGUCAUUCUUAAAUGUUACAAAGAUCACGUGAUACAAGCAAUCAAAUGCUUAAUAAACCAAGUCAUUACUUUUAUGGUAAAUUGAAAAAAGUUCUUCUGGGAUUUCAACUGUAAAUGAAUCCUUGAAAAUCAAUAAUUAGAUUAGUAAAAGAUGACAUUUUAAUAUGCUGGCAGGAAUGUAGAGGGAUUUGUCAGGGGAAGCAAAAACAGACUUUGCACUAAAGUGGCUUAGGUAUAUUUAUAGUGCUAGUGAUUUUGUGUGUGUGUGUGUGAAAUCUUUGGACUAUUUUAAUAUAAUGUAAGGCUUUGAGCUUUAGCUAACUCAAGUUGCUCGUUUUAUGAAGUUACAUUAGUACCACACUGUGAAGUAUUUUUAAAUAUUAGCAUUACUGAGUAUUAAAAGUAUUUCAUAAAAACAUUUUUUUAAAACAUUUUCUGUAGAUACUGUCAAAGGAAUUGAUGUUUAGUGUACAAAGAAAUAAAACCCUGAGGGCUGUAAGGUACCUGUAUGUUUCUGAUCACCUCGGUUUUUGAGGGGUUAGGUAUUUCUUGAGGUUAAAUUGUUGUCAUUAAAACCUACUAAAAAUAAUGGUGCAGUUAAUCCUUUCAGAUAACAGGAAGCAGCAUUACCUCCAGCCAUGCUUUUGAACUGUCUGAAAGGAUUUGCAAUCGCGUAUAUUGUCUUCACAGACUUAUGUCUUUAGAAAUGCUGUACAGCACAGUGUUUUGCAAGUUCCUAUGCUGAUAAAUUUCUCUCCAUGUGUAACCUUUGAAAUCUAGUUUCUAUUGUAAUUCUAGCAUGUAAACACUAGAUUCAAUUUUGUAUUCCUCUAAUGAAUGCAACAGGAUGGAAACGAGUUUGCAAUUGCUAAUGAUGAGCUUUUUUACUGUUCUUAAUACUCGUGGGUAUGUCUUUUCUUCAGGGAUUUCAAAGUUGUAUUAUUACCUUUUUUAAUUGUUUUUUUUUUCACAUGCUGUUUACAAUUAAACUGCAAGCAUGGGAAGCUAUGCAUGCAUGUGCUUUUAGGUUGCUUUGCUGAACGAAAUACAGCGGAGCAAUCUUACUUUGAAGGAUGCUUGCUUUUCCUUGUGUCCCACCUGUCUCCUUGCGCCUUCACAGUAACUGGGACAGCAGAAGCCACUGGUGACAUUAUUUCAGUGUGUUCUGUGGAGAUGUGACAUUUGUCAGAGGGUCGUUACGAGGAGUUUUGUUCGGGAGACAGUCCAGCUCCUUACAGGAGUAGUGUUACAACUGGUAGUUUUUUCCUGAGUGUCAGUGAAAAGGCCAAGAAUAGACAAAUUCACAGGUGAGAAUGUGUAUGUGUGUGUUUGUAAGGACUUUGUGCACCUUUUAAUGCUGGAAAUUGUUUCGUAUUAAAAGAUGAGAAAGAGCUGUGAGUGUGAAACCCCUGCUAUGAAGAACUAUGGAAAAAAAUCCACCAAAGCAGAUUAGAAAAGCAAACAGGUGAAUUAGAGGCAAUCCAGCCCUUAAGACUCUCUAAUGCUGUGUUUAAUUCUGACACAAUGGGGAGUAUCAGGGUGUCACUUUGGGCUCCUCGAUGUUCCUCAUCUAUGCCUGGGUUUGCUCUGUUUUGUACUCUGUGGGGGAAUGGGGAGAUGGUGAAGAUGGGUGUUUUGAUAUGCAAGGCAGCUGAGGAAGAGUUAUUGUCGUGGCUCCAGAAUGACUUAUUUUGUGCCAACUCAGAAUUGUUGUUAAAAUACAGGGGAGAGGGGUACUUCUACCCCAUCGUUUUAAUAGACAUUUCUGUAGCUGAUUUUUCAACUAAUGCUAAUAAUAAAAAAACUACAGUUGAGCCAAAAAUGACAAAUGUUACUGAUUUAAAAUAAUACUUACAUAUUUUUAAAUAUUAAAUGGAACUAGAUAAAUUGGAAGCAUGUAAAUAUCUGAUUCUAAAUCUUUGCAUAAUUAUUUCCAAGAGGUAAUUUUGCUAUGAGCUAUUAAAACUCAAAAGAAAUGUAUUAUUCCCUUUGAGAUGAUCUGUACCCCAGCUGUGUCAUACAUCUCUUGGCUUGUUUCCUUUUUGCUGUAGAUGUACAUACAUAUAUAUGUGUCUACUGUGUGACUGUACAAUUACUGCCGUGUUAAAUUGAUUGUUUUGGAAUACAUAUAUAUAUGUAUUUUAUAUAUAUGUGUAUGUAUGUAUUUUAAAACAAGCAAUUUAACACAGUAGUAAUUGUACAGUCAUACAGUUUAGGGCUUUGUACAAUAUGUAAUUUUAAGAAUGUCAGUGUGGUUCUUAGCGAAUUUUAUAAACACUUUUCUGAAUCUGUUAUCAGCACUUCCCAUCCUAAGAGAAACUGCACAUUUUUCAGUGAUUGUUCCACUGGUUACAUUUUGUCUGCCGUUUGUUCUGGAUUGAUGUAAUCUUGAUACUACUAAAAUUUCAAGGGCUGUUGACGCAUUUCACAUAGCCUAGGAUUGCCUGUUCUCCAAAUAUAUGGAUCAUGCAUCAACAGUACUAAGUAGCCUUACUGUUUUGCCUAAAAGCCUAGCUAAUUUAUUUAAUAUUCUCUCUUUAAAGAGAGGUCUCUGGAAGGGGUAGCAUAUUUUAGGAUGCUCCUUCUCUUUAAAGGGAAACUCAGAAUUGAAUAGCAGUACUUGUUGAUCAGUGAUAUUAUUGUAGCCAAAGGAUGCAUGGGUGGUUUAAUAGGAAGUUUUUGCUUCAAGUUUCUUGAUGAAAUGUAGUGUUCUACGGAGCUGUGUGAAGAGUGUAGUUUUUUAUUCUGAAAUGCACUUGUACACUUUAUUUGAAAGGUCUGAAUGGAUCAUAAAUACAUUUAAGAAAUAAAUGAUACGUCACAUGUUUUCA